AUGACCGUCACCGCCGCGUGUCUGCCGCUUCUGCUGGCGCUAGCCGCCGCUACAACGCAGCCGCCGCCGUCGCCGCUCCAGCUGCCCGAUGUCAAGUUCAGCUGCCAAGGUCGAGACACCGGUUAUUAUGCGGACGUCGAGCUUCGCUGCAGCGUCUUCCACUACUGCGGCGCACAGGGCGACCGCUACUCGUUCGUUUGCCCUCCGAAGUCGACCUUCAACCAGCGGCUCCUCAUGUGUGACUACGAGGCCCGUGCGCUGGAAGUGUGCCCCCACUCGGAGAGUCUUUACAACGUUAACACAACCAUGCCGCCGCGACUGCGCAAGCCUGUCACCAGGCCGCCCACAACGACGACUCCGCCGCCGCCAAGCAGCACGCCGUCGACCUCUACCGUGGCCGUAUUCGGCAGGCCGCGCAUCACCACAACGACCGCUGCUCCGCCGGCCGAGGAGGAGGAAGAGUGGCUGGAUGACGAAGGCAACGGUACGCAAUGGUUCGGCAACGAGACAACGCGUUGGUCUCAGCCCAUACAACCAGACCUGGAAGAAGAAGGCGGAGGUGGCUGGCAACCCACGGAACCGCUGUUCGAUCGGGAAGCGAUUUUUCAUAACCUGCGCACCCACGAGAGCGCGGUCACCUACGAAGAACCUCGUGGCGACGAUUCCGGAGCUAAUUCGUUUGUGGUGUACGACCCUAACGAGCUAGGACGCCCGUUCUAUUACCAGCCGGACCCAGUCAACUACGAGCCUCCGAGGCCCCCUUGGCAACCGAUGGCGCAAGUGCUUCUGGGGCGGCCGGCAGGUAACUACUACAAGACCCCCUCGGGAUACUUCGAGUUCCGCCACAGGUCGUCGCGCAGAAGGGCUCGCUCGACGCGUAUGAAACGUCAGCUACUGCUGUCUCGGCUCUUCAAGCGGCAGCCGCUGCGCCUUCCGCCUCCCAGGGAAGAAGACAAUGGCUGGCUGCCCAGUAUUCACUUCCCGCUCAGGGGAUUCUUUCCGCCCGACGCGCCACCUUCGUGGCAUUCUCUACAAAUGCCGCCAGCCAAAAGUCCAGCACCCUUCCAGGCUGAAGACAGGCCCCACGGGUACGUGUUUGGCCGACCCGUGCCACGUCCAGAUCAUUUCGUACCGCAGCGGGCACCGUUGCCUCCGUUCUCCCCUGAACUGCGACCGUGGUCUCAGCUGGGCGUUUCGUAUCUGUCGGAGUCAAUGUUCGUACCACCACAUGUGAUACCACGUCCGAGACCGCCACCUCGGCAGGCGGCGCCACCUGUGAUGAUGGCACCGUCCCGACAGACGGCGCCCCCUGUAAUAGUGCCGUCCAGACAGACUGCGUCACCAGUAAUGACGGCACACCGGCAUACGGUCGCAUCUCCAUCUUUGCCGCCACGACAGACGGGGCUGCCGCCGCUGGUGCCGCUCAAACAAGCUGCCGCACCGCACCCCAUGAAGCGGCCACCACCUAGGAAAAAGAGCAGUCGUAGACGCCGGCCCACGACGCGCACCACAACCAGGUCGCCGCCACUCGUUAAGGACAAUCGCACGUACAGUUGGUUCGGUGGGUGGACCACCAUUGCGCCUCCUAUGUCCGUGCCAGUGAAGCCUACGUUGGCCAAUCCCACAAGACCUACGCAGCUGUGGUCCUUGUCGAACAAGUCGUCUAACUCGUCCUCUAAAUCGACUACUACAGCGACACUGAAGCUCAGUGCAACAACGCCCUUCAGCUGGGAGCGGUUGCGCACGACGACGUCCACCUCAACGCCUCAACCCGCUACCGUAGUGCGCGUCUUUAGCAACAAGAUCGGUUCCUCAGUCAUGGCGACGGCAGGUACACCGCGUACGACGACAUCAACGCCGCCAUCAACCACAGCCGCAGACGACAAAGAAAACGUUAUUGGCAACGGCCGAGACCGGGGUUUUCCCUUCGAGUUUUUCACGGAUGUUAACAAACUGGUGUCGCGAACCACGCCGCAACCGCAGCCCGUGUACAAGCCACCAGCCAGUCGAGAACCAGUCACAGAAGUCGUAACAGCCAUCUCCUUCAGUGAGUCCGCCCUGGCGGCGUGA
Molecule: messenger RNA, 2070 nt
Organism: Rhipicephalus microplus (southern cattle tick)
Lineage: Eukaryota; Metazoa; Arthropoda; Arachnida; Ixodida; Ixodidae
Cellular component (GO): extracellular region
Molecular function (GO): chitin binding
Source: RefSeq, a predicted model, not a curated record